ACAGUUAUCUUGCUUAUGAUGCAGGUCCCCAAAAAGUGUCUUUGCUUUUUUCUUGCAAAAGAGCCACAGAUUGCCCAAGAAAGGUGUAUUGAUGGUGCUCCCCAAGGGAAGAAAUACUGUCAGUACGGUUCCAGGAAGCAAUAAGCACCUCCAUGAAAAUAACUCAAGUCCCCAUCCUUAAUCCCUGCCUAUCCUUUUUUAUCUGAUGGACUCAGUGAGGGCUGGAAGAUCACAGUGCGGCUGAAAACAAAAGGGAGUUAACAAGAUGUGACCAGUCAAUGGAUAAAACAAUAGGUGAAGCGCUUCACGUUGUCUAGUUCCCAGGUGUCCUUCUCAUGCACAGGUAGCCAUGUGGAUCCUGGUGAGUUUUCUCUGCUGUGUAACGCUCGGAGGGCUGCCACGGGCGGGUGGCUCAUGCCCAUCGCAGUGCAGCUGCGCCUUCCACAGCCUCAGCGAAGGGACGAAAGCCAGGACGGUGCUGUGUAAUGACCCGGAGAUGACCCUCACUCCUGUGAACAUUCCUGUAGAUACGUCCAAGCUUCGGAUAGAAAAGACAGCCAUCCGCAGGGUGCCAGGAGAGGCUUUUCAUGGACUCCACAACCUUGAGUACCUCUGGAUGCCCUAUAACUCCCUGGCCAGCCUCAGUGGGAUCACCUUCAAGGGCCUUCAUCGCUUACAGGAGCUGAGGCUGGAUGGGAAUGACUUAAUAUCAUUCCCCUGGGAAACCCUGGCUGACAUGCCACAGCUAAGACUUCUGGAUUUACAUAACAAUGAACUUACCUCAAUCCCUCCAGAUGCUGCUCGUUAUGUCAAGAAUAUCACAUACCUGGACCUGUCUAGCAAUAAGCUGAUGACUCUUCCACAGGCUCUUAUCGCCACCUGGGCCAGUCUCCAGGCCGUUCCUUACUUCCCCAAUGAUAAUUCCAAGAUGAUCCUAGGCUUGCAAGACAAUCCUUGGGUAUGUGACUGCAGUCUGUACGAAAUGGUCCAUUUCCUAAAUUUCCAGUCUCCUAACAUAGCAUUCAUUGAGCCCAGGCUGAAAUGCUUCACCCCCCGGAGCCUUGCAGGAGUCUACUUCAGCCAAGUUGAGCUAAGGAAGUGUCAAAGCCCUGUUGUGCAUACGUCUGUAGCCAAAGUAAAGACCAUCCUGGGCAGCACUGUGCUACUACGAUGUGGAACAACGGGGGUGCCCAUUCCUGAGCUCAGCUGGAGAAGAGCUGAUGGUGCUCAGCUAAAUGGCACAGUUCACCAAGAGAUUUCCAGUGAUGGGAUGAGCUGGUCUAUUCUGGGCCUGCCUGUAGUCUCCUAUCUGGACUCUGGAGAGUACAUCUGUAAAGCAAAGAAUUUUCUGGGGGCAACAGAGGCAUUCAUAUCUCUCAUCAUCACAGACUCAGAAAGCACAGAUGACCCCAACUCUAAUGUCAAAGGCGCAUGGAGUGGGAAGGCGAGUGGGAUGGAAGCAGCUGCCUACAAUGACAAGCUAGUGGCAAGGUAUGUUAUCACCACCUCCACUGUGCCUACCUUGGGCACUGGAGAGGGCAUCCUCCCAGACGUGGCACAAGAUAGCAACCGUGGAAACCUGCUGGUGAGUCCGCCCACUGCUCAGCAGGAGCCAGAGCGAAUGGUGAGGUCUGUCAGGGUGAUAGGAGACACUGACCAGAGUAUCACCCUGGCCUGGAAGGCUCCUCUGGCAAAGAACACAACAGUAUUCAGUGUCCUCUAUGCGAUCUUUGGAGAGAGGGACAUGCGGCGGAUCAACGUGGAGCCAGGGAAAACCAAGGUCACCAUUUAUGGGUUGCUGCCAAAGACCAAAUAUAUUGUGUGUGUCUGUGUAAAAGGCCUGAUCCCCAGGAAAGAGCAAUGCAUCAUAUUUUCCACAGAUGAAGUCGCCAGCGCAGGAGGGACCCAGAAGCUCAUCAAUGUGGUUGUCAUCAGUGUGGCCUGUGUCAUUGCUGUUCCUCUAACACUGGUGGUCUGCUGUGGAGCGCUGAAAAGGCGCUGCAAAAAAUGCUUUGUGAGGAAACCCAAGGAAAUUCAGGAGUCCUAUGUCACCUUUGAAAGCCUGUCCCCUGGGGCCAAGGCAAAAGGUGUGGAAGGAGAAUACUUGACUAGACAUACCCCCGAUGAGUCAAACAGGCUGUUGUCUGCCCGAUCCAGUGUGGAUUCAGAAGCAAUACCAAAGAUAGAGGGGCAACCUAACGAAUACUUUUGCUGAUGGUAACUAGACUGACUGUCAGCUCACUAGAUGGAAAGCACAUGGCUGUAUAUAUAACUCUCUUCUACAGCACUGCAGGCCACCCUGUCAGUGCUUCUGUUUCUGACAUGUUCUGGGGGACGAUGCAAGAGGGUUGGCCAAGUUUUACAUAAACAUGUUGCUCAUCCCACAUGGGGUUUGCUGCUUUUACUCAGUCAGAAGCUUCUGUGACAAUGGCCUCAUUCUCCUGGACCACUUUUAUAUUUGUAACACGAAGUGUGCACACUGAGUGUGAGCACGUUAAACAACAUUUCUGAGAGUACUCGGUGUUCUUUAGUACCUGCUCUGCAAUAUGCUAUGUAUUUCAUUUUCAGUUCUUUUGGUAUUUUUUGGUUGACAAACGGGAGUGUUUAGUAAUUUUAAUAUAAGUAUUUAUGAAAGUAAAGAUUGAGAGUCUUACCUUUUACAUUCUCCAUGUUUGCAUGAAACAUGCAGCUUGAUGCUUAAUAAAUCAGUAAUGACAGAUGCACAGCAACUGUUUUUAGUAUGUUUAACAUAAAAGCAGCUCUCUGUUCUGCAUUCAGGGAAAUGUGCAAAAGAGAUAGAAAACAAGAGACAAAACCCAAUCCACUCCUAAGAAUACAUAAUAAAGAGCAUUUUGUGAUUGCAUUUUGGCCCUAAACUCUGUUGUUAAGAUACAGUAUCUUUCCACAGAGAUCUUUGAGUAUCACUCCUAUCACUAUCACUCACUGGCAUUUUCUAGCUGUAUUGUAAUUAAUAGAGUAUGUUUUAUAUCAGCUGUGCUAGUUAAAAAUCGUAUAAUGUAGAAAUUGUACUCUGCAAAUUAUGUGAAGUGUUAUAAUUCGUUGUCACCAGUCUGAAAAACCUACAUAAGGCAGUUCUGCAAGAAUCUCACAGACCAGCCCUAUCAUUGGUGCUGGCUCUCUUGACAAAACUGGUGGUGAAGAUCAGAGGGCUCAGUCAGGUACCUUGUGGGUUGGUCAUGAAAAUAUCUUGCUCUGUGCAGAGCAGGGGUAUGUGAUGUGGUAGUGGAGGGCUAUUGCCCAGGUACACAUCAGCCAUACUUCCACCAUGACAUCAGUGAUGGCAAAGGCUCAGCAUGGACUUCUGGUUUUCAAACAAUUUACAGGUUUAAGAACCCUGAAAAAAAGCUAAUAUUUAUCAAAAUAUACUUUCACAGUCAGGGUGAGCUAAUUAGUUAUUUAAGUCCUGCAGCUCCACUGGAAGCUGGAUCUGAGUGCUUAUCACAAAGCACUUCCCAGCUGGAUAAUUUUCUACUACAGUCCCUCAUGUAAUAAUACUGUAUAUAAAGUUUUUCUCUUUGUAAUAAAUAUUCUUAAUGAAAAAAAAUAUGUAUGUUCUGCCAAACGUUGAAUGGGAGGGAUCCAGCCAAGUUGAAAUGUUAACUGAUAAAGCUUGCCGAGUUGUUUUGAAAUGUGUAUUUGUAAAUUUAUUGGAAGGGUCUUCACUCAUAUUCUAGAUGAGUAUGUACAGUGUGGGUUAAGAACAUUCUCCUUGUACAGAUGGGUUUCAGUUAUGUCAGAUUACUUGGCCUGAUAGAAAAAGCCAGUCAUUUGAUCCUAACAUAAAUACUAGCAGCAGGGAAUACAUUACAAUAGUUUCUGAUAGGACUCCCUGUAUUUCUUACAUUAAUGAGAAAGAACUUCUCUUGCACUGGGAGAAUUUGUCAAACUUUGUGUAAAAUAAAGCAUGUUACUUCUAUCACUGGACUGCAUAGAUUUGUGGGUUUACAGAUAACAUUUUGUAAAAUUAUGUAUUUUAAUACAACAAAUUGAGAAAUAUGUAGUAUGUAAUAAUACUUGCUUAUACAGAUGCAAUUCCCAGGAUGAUUUUUUGAAUCUGUCUCCAAAGUAGUGCAAAAAUAUUCUUCUAGUAGCCGUUUUUGGGAUGAGUUGCAAGGAUUACUGUGUUACUGAGCCUGAUUUGUGCCUACCCGCAGGCUGUUACUGAGCCUGGAUUCUGCAGAAACGAGACUGAUGUGGCCCUGGA
Molecule: messenger RNA, 4225 nt
Organism: Neopsephotus bourkii (Bourke's parrot)
Lineage: Eukaryota; Metazoa; Chordata; Aves; Psittaciformes; Psittacidae
Gene: LRIT1
Product: leucine rich repeat, Ig-like and transmembrane domains 1
Exons: 4
Coding region: 350-2215 (621 amino acids)
Cellular component (GO): endoplasmic reticulum membrane
Molecular function (GO): protein binding
Source: RefSeq, a predicted model, not a curated record